Salvia miltiorrhiza (redroot sage) is the source of this 468-nucleotide messenger RNA. RefSeq lists its product as uncharacterized. Lineage: Eukaryota; Viridiplantae; Streptophyta; Magnoliopsida; Lamiales; Lamiaceae. The transcript has 2 exons. The record is from RefSeq and is a predicted model, not a curated record. The coding region runs from base 1 to 468 and encodes 155 amino acids.
AUGGCCUCUAGUUCUAAUAUUGAUGCUUCAAAUUCUAGCGAUGAUGAAGCAUGGGAACAAAGCGUUGAUGAUCAUAAUCGCCAACUUGAUCGCAUCAUUGAGGAUGUGGUCAUCCAUGCCGCAAGUCUAUCUGUACAACCUACCAAUCAUGCCGUUAGAGGAAGGAUGCGGUAUAUUGAAAGAAGACGUGAGAUAGGCCAUGAAGGUGUGUUCGAGCAGUACUUUUCAGAAGAUCCAAUCUAUCCCCCAGAAUAUUUUCGAACAAGGUUUCGCAUGCGAAAGCCUUUGUUUGAACGUUUAAUGAACAAACUCGUCGCCACCGAUAGAUUUUUUCAACAACACCCUGAUGCAGCUGGCCAUCUUGUCAUCAAAUUUGUUGAAGGUGUAAUUUCCAAUUUCGGAGCUGAGUACCUCAGAAAGCCAACUGAAGAAGAUAUGACAGCUCUUCUUCAUAUCGGAGAACGGUGA